This is a messenger RNA of Seminavis robusta, 522 nucleotides long. NCBI's taxonomy places the organism in Eukaryota, Bacillariophyta, Bacillariophyceae, Naviculales, Naviculaceae. The record is from the annotation of a GenBank genome assembly.
AUGUCUUCCUCUGAUGAGUCGAGUCGAGUCGAGUCGCAUGCUAUGAAUGCACCAGAACAGACUGCUGUUCAAGACCUGCUGUUGCUCGACCGAACAGAUGUUUGGAUUGGACAGAUUCUGCCCUUUCUGGGAAUUGGACACUACGCCUUUGUUGGAGCUGUGAACAAGAGAAUGAAAUAUCUCUACAAAGAAUACUGUGAAAAAGGCGUGGAUAGUCCUCCUCUUGCUCUACGUGGUGGACGUUACAAGGUUUGCACUCAAAUUGCCAAGCUUGGCAAUCUUGCGGUGUUUCAAUGGGCCUCUUCUAUGGGAUUCAAUCCAAGUUGGACUUCAAAGACACGCCAAGCUGCUGCUCGAGAAGGGCAUCUAGAUGUCCUACAACAGGCACUGGAAAAUGGACGCCCCUGGGAUGCUGGCAGUGCUGCUCGAGGUGGGCACCUGCACGUGCUGGAAUGGCUGCAUGAACAGGAAUUACACGGCUGCUCUUUAUGGACAACUAGAAGUUUUGAUUUGGGCACAUAA